This is a messenger RNA of Prunus armeniaca (apricot), 462 nucleotides long. The record is from the annotation of a GenBank genome assembly. Lineage: Eukaryota; Viridiplantae; Streptophyta; Magnoliopsida; Rosales; Rosaceae.
AUGGCAAUCUGUCAUUGUUGUGUAGUUAGCUUCCGUGUAGCUGGGUAUCAAGGUUUGGAGCUUGGAGUUGGAGUGUCGGAUUUUGGCAAGGGGUUUGGAUCUUUGAGUCCGUGCACCCAAGCCUUGGCAAGGAAAGAAAGGGCACGGAUUGGGCUCUCCUUCCGAGUUGGGUGUCUAGAGCAAAUUCAGCGGACUAGGUGGGGGAGAAUUGAGCUGUGGCCUGUGACAGCCGAGGGAGGGCUGGGCCUCCUAAUUGGAGCCAGGCUCGUGGGUUGGAGCUGGGGUCCUGAAGCUGGGUACCUGAGUCCCUGCUGUGUUGGCAGCUUUGGUUUGGCUCGAGAAUUGUUCACGGUAAGAGCUUGGGCUGUGUUGUUGUUUCGGCAAGAACUUGGAAUUGAAUCACCGGGGCUGGGAGCUAAGGCCUUUGGCAAGGCUGGGCUUAGGGAGCUGGGCUAUCCGUAG